UCAAAUUUGAGAAAACAGCGUCACAUUCAUUUGUUGUUUAACCGCCUGUUUAUCCCUCGUUGCACAUCCAGUAGCCUUCAUCCCUCUCCCGUCCCACAUACAUACACCUCCCUACAUCACAACCAUGCUUGUAGAUGAUGACAUGCCAAACUUUGGCUCUUCAGCAUCCUACGUCCACAUUCCAACUAACAACCAUCUACCACAGCAGGUGUGUCCAUCGCUAUGGCUAGGCUCGUUAAACGGUAACCAACCCGAUGACAACGUGCGACAUUCAUAUGGCGACAACGAUUUUUUGGGCUUCAACAAUGUCAAAAUCAUCAUCUCUUGCCAGGCGGCACCGGAUGCCAUUAAAAACAUAGCCAGCAUUCUCAGCGGCCAGAACAAGAAUGCGGAGCAAAUGAUGUGUUUCAUCGUUGAUCCACAUUUCUCGCCAGACAAGUUGAUGCCAGAGGAGUCACUUGAUGUGUUGAACUUCAUUUCGGAAUACCAGCCCAAGUUAAACCAGUUGUAUGUUAACUCCAUCCCCUCGCAUCUCUCUCACGCACCACGCCUUACUAGCCCUAUCGUCGCGGCCCAUACCACUUCUGAAGCGCUUUUUAAGGUUGUAAAGUUGAUUGAGUACAUAGGAAGUAAGUUCCCCAGUUACUCUGUCUUGGUUUUGACCGAUAAAAACUACCCUGGGAAGUCCCCCUUGGGAUCUUUACUGUCGUCGUUGAACUCGUCGUCCUCGUCCGUAUCCCUUCCAACGUUUCCGUCCCCUACUUCCUCUCAGUCUUUUACCCAGGACCAACUGGAUAACGAGUUGAGUAUAGCUACGGUGAUGGCCUACUUGUGCUACAAGUUUAAUUUGAACAUCAACGGGGCAUUCGACCAUAUUUAUAGCUCUAGACUCGUUAGCACAUCCUACAUGGCCCAUUCCUUUUCUUCGCCGUACGGCAGUCAGGGUUUCAUGACUUUUUUCAAGUCGCCUGAGAUUAAAAACGGGAUUUACAAGUUUUACGAGGAAAACUUGGCGAUAAAGAUGUUUGGCAACAAUCAAAGAAAGACCGAAGGCCAUUUGAAGAGAAGUGGUGGUAGUGCCUCCGACGAGAACAAACGGUCCAAGCGCGAGAGAGAGUAGGAUAUAAUAAAUUUCUGUGGUCAAAGAUAAUCCUCCAGUCAAGGAGUUCCAAAGUAGAGAUGUCACCGGUUCCCGGAUGGACUUUUUUUAAAAAAAA
This is a messenger RNA of Babjeviella inositovora NRRL Y-12698, 1217 nucleotides long. RefSeq lists its product as uncharacterized. Bases 125 to 1120 code for a protein of 331 amino acids. The transcript has a single exon. The record is from RefSeq and is a predicted model, not a curated record. Lineage: Eukaryota; Fungi; Ascomycota; Pichiomycetes; Serinales.